UUAGUCAUUUUCACGGUCUGAAAAUCAUCAGUUAAGCUUAUCACUUCAAAGAUGAGAGGUGACUUAAAAUUGAUUCUAAUUCUUGUGGUUGUCUGUGUCUGCUUCAUAUCAACUGAUGGACAGGGCACAAAAGCAUCAGUAAAAAAAUCGGAAGUAACCAAAAAACCACCAAAUGGAGCAGGCAACCACAUUCCUAAGCCUACAAAGUCUGCAGCAGCAAAAGACAAAUUUGCAGAAUUUAAGAAAAAACAUGGCAAGGCAUAUCGAUCAGCACAAGAGGAAGCAGAAGCAAGAAAAGCAUAUGAACAAAACAGUAAGAAUGAUGAAAAGCACAACCAACAAAGGAAUAAAACUUACAGACGUGGCACUAAUGCCUAUUCUGAUAAAAGUCAUGAUUGGAAGGUCAAGAAUCGAAUGGGGGCAUCCAAAAAAGCAAGUAGUCCGAAUAAUAAGAAUAAAGCGAUGAAGAAGAAGGCAGGAAAGUCAUUAUCAGCUAGGAUGUCUGAUACAGAAACGCCUGAAGUACCUGACAGUGCAAAUUGGACUGACUGGAACUCGCCAAUAAGAGAUCAAGCUGACUGCGGUGCUUGUUGGAUAUAUGCACCACUUGCUGUUCUGGAAUAUCUUAUGAUUGUUAUUAGAGGUGAUACGGAAGCUAAUUUAUCUGAACAAGAGAUUCUUGACUGUAAUAUUGCGGACGGAGGGUGUGAUGGAGGAUGGCCAACGGAUGGCUUCGAUUACAUCAUCGAAAAUGGAUUAACAACUGAACGUUCCUACCCAUACGUAGCUUAUCAAUCAGACUGCUUUGCAAAGCGCUUUGGAAAGGUUCUGAUAAUUAAUAACACUUAUGAAGAGGAAGUGAGUGGAGAUGAAGAAUAUUUAAAACAUUUGGUUUACAAUUAUGGACCGAUUGUGGUAGUCAUUUAUGCUUCUGAUAGCUUCACACAGUAUGCAGGCGGUGUUUUCUCUGAAUCUGACUGUCCAAAUGAUAUGGACAGCUACAAUCAUGCAAUAACUGUUGUUGGCUACGGAACUGAUCCUGAUGGUGGUGAUUACUGGAUCAUCAAAAAUAGCUGGGGAUUGGAUUGGGGUGAAUAUGGAUAUGGACGAAUUGCUAGAAACCAAGAAAAUAUGUGUGGAAUCGCCAACUAUGCGAUGAUGCCUUCAAGUUCUUGGAUAUCUGAAACAAAUUUUAAUAUAACAAAUAACAGAAAGAACUAGAAAUGGUCACUUCCGUUAUCGAUUAACAAAUAAAAAGUUUUUUAUUUUCCUUACUGCUAAAAUCAAAGCAUUUAAUUACAUAAUAGACAAAAAAAAUUUUUAAUGUCAAAUGCACAUUUUAAUCAUCUUGUGUCAUAGCAUCAACUAUUAAAUCAACAAUAUGCCGUGGCAAGUUUAGUGGCUUAUCUGAAAGAUUCUGCAUGUCUCCAUCGGUCUCGUGAAUGUCAUAAAAGUCUUUUCCAUUAAUCUGCUUAACAACAAUCACCAAUCUUUCAAGAUCCAGCGAGUUUAAGAAACUUUCAUCAUCUAAAGGCUCAUCUGUCAUUGGUUCUGUGUCCUCAAUACAAAUUCUAUCAGGUUCUGGUUCCAUACAAAUGACUGAAUUGUCCGUGAAUUGUGCAGACACUGUUUGAUCAUUUGAUUCUUGGACAGACAAUGAAGCUUCUGUAUUCAUGCUUGAUAGAUAAGAUGGUUGUGCUGACAAACUCGAUGAUGCAGUGGAUAUACUUGGUAAAUCAAAUGACGAUUCAACUGAUAUUAAUGACAAAUUGUAUGAUGGUUGCACAGAUAUCACUGCUGGACUAUAAGAAGGUUUUGGGAACAUGACCGGAGGAGUAAAUGACGAUUUGACUGAAAUUAUUGACGGAUCAUAAGAAAUUUCUGUAGAAUACGAUGACUCUGCUGACAAUAUCGAUGGAUUAUCUGAUAUCUCUGACUGAUUAUAAGAUGGUUCGAUAGUAAUGUCUGAU
Chironomus riparius is the source of this 1970-nucleotide messenger RNA. NCBI's taxonomy places the organism in Eukaryota, Metazoa, Arthropoda, Insecta, Diptera, Chironomidae. The record is from the annotation of a GenBank genome assembly.